GCUGUCCCCGGCUGAAGAGCGCCACGGCGUGAAGAAGGGUCUUGGGGAAGGUUAUUUAACAGCAGCACAAAGCUCAGUGUCCCUAUGUUGACUAGUUGAGAAGAAAAUAAAUAUGGCCUUCUACAGUUAUAAUUCAGUCUUAGCUAUUGCCCGAACAAGAUUCUCUAGCCAUUUCGUCCCUCCUACCUGCUCUCGUUAUUCCCCAUCACUUGCAUUUCUUCACUUGCCAGAUUUCCAUUUAAAUAAGACACAUAUGAAGAACUAUGGAAGCAAGAGGUACUCCUACCCUAGUCGGUUAGGCGGUAAAGUACUUCAUUUACAAACUAGACUCAUACAAAAGCUGCAUACAUCAACUUGCUGGCUACAAGAGGUCCCUCGUAAACCUCAGCUGGAGCAAACCACAGAAAAGACACAGAUGACAAGCCCUCGGCCCACAAAAGAAACUGGCACAAAGGUUAAAGAUGGAAAGCCGCCUUUUAGACAAAAAAUCGUGGAUGAACUUAAAUAUUAUUACAAUGGAUUCUCUUUACUUUGGAUUGACACCAAAGUUGCUGCCAGAAUGGUUUGGAGGCUGUUGCAUGGACAGGUGCUGACCAGACGAGAGAGACGAAGGCUGUUGAGAACUUGUGCUGAUUUCUUCCGCCUGGUUCCAUUUAUGGUGUUCAUUAUUGUACCUUUCAUGGAAUUCUUAUUACCAGUGUUUGUGAAACUUUUCCCAGAGAUGUUGCCAUCAACUUUUGAAAGUGAAUCAAAAAAGGAAGAAAAGCAGAAGAAAAAAAUGGCUGCAAAGUUGGAACUAGCAAAAUUUCUUCAAGAAACAAUUACAGAAAUGGCAAGGAGGAACAGAGCCAAAUUAGGAGAUGCCUCUACACAGCUCUCAUCCUACGUAAAACAGGUCCAGACAGGCCACAAGCCUAGCACAAAGGAGAUAGUUCGCUUUUCCAAACUAUUUGAGGAUCAGCUAGCCCUGGAGCACUUAGAUCGACCUCAGCUGGUUGCCCUUUGCAAGCUGCUAGAGUUGCAGACCUUUGGAACCAACAAUUUGCUCCGCUUUCAGCUCCUGAUGAAACUGAAGUUGAUAAAAGCAGAUGAUGAAAUAAUUGCUAGGGAAGGAGUGAGGGCUCUCAGUGUGUCAGAACUGCAAGCUGCCUGCAGGGCUCGGGGGAUGAGGUCACUGGGUCUCACCGAGGAACAGCUGCAACAGCAGCUCACAGAGUGGCAGGACCUCCACCUGAAGGAGAACGUUCCUCCAUCUCUUUUGCUCCUGUCACGCACUUUCUACCUGAUAGAUGUGAAGCCAAAGCCAAUUGAGAUACCACUAAGUAGGGAGGCUCCAAAGACAGAUAUUCCUGUGGCAUCAUCUACUUCCUCUGAAUCUCAGGAGAACACGGUGGAUUCUGUACCUCAACUGAAGAGAACUAAGGAUGAAGAAUUUAUACAACCGCCACCACUUACAUCAUCAUCCACACCAUCAACACUUCUUUCAUUACCUAAAGGAUCCAUCACUUCUAAAGAAGCUACACUCCAGGCCAAAUCACAAAAGACAUCCCAGAACAGCAAGGCUAGUCAAAAAGGAGCAUAAGGACUACUUGAGGAUGGAGCUCGCCCUCUCCAGCUUCCGGCCUUCGGCAGUGGCACCCGUAACGGGCCUCCCAGCUAAGACUGUGUCUGGUUCAAGACAGGUGAUCAGCAGUUUAGUCCUUGGGACAGUCUUUUGAGGCCCUCUAACCAUCCAGAUGAUGUCAGCAGUGAGACCAGGUUCAGACCAUUUAGAGUUAAUAAUUGCAAAGUCCAUUUCCUCUGUACCAUUAUGUCAUCUCACUAAACUUUGUGUCAAGCCCCCACCCCA
Molecule: messenger RNA, 1849 nt
Organism: Galeopterus variegatus (Sunda flying lemur)
Lineage: Eukaryota; Metazoa; Chordata; Mammalia; Dermoptera; Cynocephalidae
Gene: LETM2
Product: leucine zipper-EF-hand containing transmembrane protein 2
Exons: 11
Coding region: 113-1582 (489 amino acids)
Biological process (GO): intracellular monoatomic cation homeostasis
Cellular component (GO): mitochondrial inner membrane
Molecular function (GO): ribosome binding
Source: RefSeq, a predicted model, not a curated record